Molecule: messenger RNA, 1087 nt
Organism: Balaenoptera acutorostrata (minke whale)
Lineage: Eukaryota; Metazoa; Chordata; Mammalia; Artiodactyla; Balaenopteridae
Gene: RASL11A
Product: RAS like family 11 member A
Exons: 4
Coding region: 101-829 (242 amino acids)
Molecular function (GO): GTPase activity; GTP binding
Source: RefSeq, a predicted model, not a curated record
CCCCAGCGCGCCCAGCCCUUUAAAAGCCGCCGGCCCGGCCCGCCGCGCCGGCGGCUGAGGUCCCCGCGCACUGGUGUCCCCGCGCUCGACCGCGCGCUCCAUGCGGGCGCCCACCAUGUCCGGACACUUUCUGCUCGCGCCCAUCCCCGAGUCCUCCUCCGACUACCUCCUGCCCAGGGACAUCAAACUGGCCGUGCUGGGCGCCGGCCGCGUGGGCAAGAGCGCAAUGAUUGUGCGCUUCCUGACCAAGAGGUUCAUUGGCGAUUAUGAGCCGAACACAGGCAAGUUGUACUCGCGGCUCGUGUGCGUGGAGGGAGACCAGCUCUCCCUGCAGAUCCAGGACACUCCCGGGGGCCUCCAGGUCCAAGACAGCCUCAGCCAGGCGGUCGACUCCCUGUCCAAGUGCGUGCAGUGGGCAGAGGGCUUCCUGCUGGUCUAUUCCAUCACGGACUAUGACAGCUACCUGUCCAUCCGCCCCCUGUACCAGCACAUCCGGAAGGUCCACCCCGACUCUAAAGCCCCCGUCAUCAUCGUGGGCAACAAGGGGGACCUUCUGCACGCCCGACAGGUGCAGACCCGUGACGGCAUCCAACUGGCCAACGAGCUGGGCAGCCUGUUCCUGGAAAUUUCCACCAGUGAAAACUACGAAGAUGUCUGUGAUGUGUUUCAGCAUCUCUGCAAAGAAGUGAGCAAGCUGCACAGCCUCGGUGGGGAGAGGAGAAGAGCCUCCAUCAUCCCCCGGCCGCGUUCUCCCAACAUGCAGGACCUGAAGAGGCGCUUCAAGCAGGCUCUCUCCUCCAAGGCCAAGGCCCCCUCCGCCCUGGGGUAGACCCAUCUCCACUGGACGGACUCGUCCCCUUUUUAUCACGCAUUCAUGCAGCUGAGAAGACUGGGGGGUCACCCUUUUUAAUCACACAUUCAGAGUUUAUUUUUAUACAAACUGUUGGUUUUCAAGUGUAUGUGUAUUUCUGAAAAUUCAAACGGUGAUUGCCUAGAAGUUGGAUAGAGUUUUUUUUUUUUAAUAAAAGGUUUUUUUUAAAACUGUAACUCCUAGCCACUUUUCCAUUAAAGGCAAAUGGCAACAUUG